UAAUGUGAUUCUUGUAAAACGAAUUUUUAUUAGCUCGAUUUCAGAACUUAUAGCACCACUCCUUGACCACUAUUUUGGUCUGAAUGCUCGUUCAUUAAAAGUCAUGGUGUAAAAACUGUGAUUUUAUACGAAAAAAUAAUGUGUGCAAAUAAUGAGAGGAUUCUAAUGUGACGUAACAUUCAUACUGGAUAUUUACAACGCUAUAUUGAGAUAAAAAUGACAUAAAAAAUGUCUGGCGGCAAGAACAAACGCUCGAAGCGUCAUGAGGGCUGGGAGGAAGCAGGGGGUGAGUUCUACCAAGAACUCUACCCCGGGGGUGAACAGGAACUAUUUGAGAACUUACAGAGGGCUGAUGCAGCUAAAUUGGCAACUCUACUGCCUUCGAAGCAGGCCAGGAAUACGACCACGUCAAAGCGCGCGCGGUCGCAGAACGAGCGCAGACAAUCGACCUUCGCGCGCACAACGCAGAGUCGCGACAUACACCUCUCCAUGUUGCCGGACUUAUCAGAAAAUCUGUCAAAUGAGGAACGGACUUGGGAGGAGAUCAUGCAGAUUAAAGCCAUGCCGGUGCCCAUGAAUCAGAAACUCGAAAUAAAAUCAAGACUACAGAAUGCGACAAAACUUCGUCUACAGGGUUUGGAACAAUUGCAAUGGAGGCAGCGCAAAGUGUUGCAUCGAUUUCGGAUACGUUUCGCGGAAAUCGUCGGCAAACUGGAAUUAUGGCAAUCAGCCUUGCGGGAAAUCGAGGGGAAGUUCGGAACGGGCGUCGUGUCGUAUUUCCUGUUCCUGAGGUGGUUGUUGUUUCUAAACUUAGCGAUAUCGAUAUUCGUCGUAACGUUCCUUAUUCUGCCAAAUGUGUUUCUCGUCGAAGUCGAACACGACUGCGACGAGUUCGUCGAGAAUUCAACAAUAUGCUGUUCACAGGCUUACUUGCAGCGGAACUUGACGGACAACAACGUGAUAUUAGACUUAAUUCAGGGUACGGGCUGGAUGGAACGCACGAUUCUAUUCUACGGCGUCUAUAGUGACCAAGUUUACUCUUACUUCGUUAAAAAACUGUGGGACGCCGAAAUGUUCUACAACAUGCCCUUAGCGUAUAUUUUAAUACCCAUAUCCUGGAUCCUUUUCUCCCUGAUAGCCAUCGUCAAAACGGCAGCUAAGGGGUUCAAGGAGAGAUUAGUGGAAAACGAAGGGCAGUUCUACAUGUACUGCAAUCUUGUGUUCGGGGGCUGGGAUUUUUGUAUCCAUAACGAUAAAUCAGCUAAAAUUAAACACAAAGCGUUGUACAACGAAGUCAAAGGAUGCUUGGAAGAAGAGAAGUACAAAGAAGAGAAGCAGUCGCGAACGAGAGAGAGCCAAAUACUCAUGCAUUUAAAGAGGAUACUCAUUAACUUAUUAGUUUUCGUAAUACUCGUCGGUUCUGGGAUUCUUAUAUACGUAGUUUUCAACCAAGCGAUGGACAAGUUGAAUGAGGAACAGUUCAGUUCAAUGGAAAUCGAAUUCGAAAAUAUUACGGAAAAAUCGACCUUAAGUCCAUAUAGGGACAAUUCAUAUUCGAUCUGGCGGUUUCGUAACACGUUGCUCGAAUUUCUUCCAUUUAUAGCUAUAGGGGUUUUGAAUAUAUUCAUACCGGAAAUAUUCGGUUAUUUGAUAAAAUUCGAAACGUAUACGCCGGCUAAUGCGAUUAUAAUUACGCUGCUAAGAACCGUUUUGUUACGGUUAUCGUCGCUGGCUGUUCUGCUCAGUCAAAUAUACAUACAAAUCUCUGAUCCUGAUAGAGUUAGAUGUGCGGUUUUCGACGAGGAGUUCAGACAGGAGUGCUGGGAAACAUACGUCGGGCAGCAGUUGUAUAAGCUGCUCUUGACGGAUUUCGCGUUACAGUUCGUGAUGACGUUCUUCAUCAAUCUCCCGAGGUCUUUCAUAGCCAGACACAGCAACAGCAGGUGCUUAAAGAUAAUCGGCACGCAGGAUUUUUAUCUUCCAAAACACGUUUUAGACAUAGUUUAUGUCCAGACCAUAGUUUGGAUGGGCGCAUUUUUCUGUCCGUUUCUACCAAUCAUCGGUACAAUAUUCUGUUUUCUCAUAUUCUACAUAAAAAAAUUCGCCUGCUUAACGAAUUGUACGCCGUCUCCGAUCGUGUACAAAGCGUCUAAGUCGAAGUCAUUGUUUAUGUCGGUUUUGCUGCUCGGAUUUGUGAUAUCGAUCUUGCCAGUUGCGUAUUCGGUAGCUGAAAUAUCGCCAUCUUGGAACUGCGGUCCGUUCAGAGGUUACGAGACCGUUUGGUCUUUUGUUGUGGAAACCUUCGAGGCGUUUCCAUAUUUGAUCAGGGAGUUCGUUUUCCUGAUUGGUACAUCGACAUUCGCUGUCCCAGCGUUCGCUAUAUUAUUAUUCUUUUUGUAUUAUUACUGGGCCGUGGCCGCAGCCAAUAGGCAUAUGGUUGAAGUCCUUAAGAACCAGCUGGUUUUAGAAGGUCACGAUAAGCAGUUCUUGCUGAACAGGCUAAGCGCCUUCAUAAGACAGCACCAGAAGAGAUGUGAGAGGCGAAAUAGAGCCAGUUUUGCGGAUGAUGACUCCUCUAUUCAACAUAGUUCUAGAUAAAACACUUAGUUGUCUAUGGUUCAGGACGAUCUAAUUUUGACAUCACAUUAUGCGAAAAAAGUGCCAAUAUCCAAAUACGAUUAUAAAUAGACACAUUUAAAGUGCCAUAUACCAGUGUUCGUUGUUUUUUUGGCACUUAUUUCAUUAAAUUCAAAUCUCUGAAACUUCGGAUAUCGAAUGGCCCAAGUUUCGGAAAAUGUACAAAUUCGAUUGAAAUUGAUCAUUCUACAUUCCUUCUUUGAUUUCGUCUUUUUCAUUAUCCUACAAUUUUUUUUUAGCUUUUGCUACGCCUGAGUUUGAUACGUUUGACGAGCAUUCCAGAUUCAUGCAGCAUUGGACUAGUCAACUAAGUUUUCUUUAAUUAUGUUUCUUAUUCCAUUUUAAUUAUCUUUUUGCAAUCCAAAUAGAUUUUUUCUUAUAUUACGCUCUCUCGCUGUGAAUUUUCACUUAAAAUGCUGGCAAUGUUUGCGUUUUCAUCUUUUUGUCAUUCUUCAGAAAGUCACGCACAAAUGCACAGUUUCGUAAACUUUUGCCACCAACAUAUGUUGACAACACAAAAUUUACUUUGUGACGACUCAGCUUUACGUAAUUGACGCUAUGUUGUAAGUAAUAACUGUACAUAGCAUUUAUUAGUUUAAUUUAGUUUAGUGAUCUCAGUAAAUUUAAAAUAUACACAUUUAAAUUUAAGAUUUCAUUAAUGAAAUAGUCAAAUGUUGUAUCCGAGUUAGCUUGGUCUAGGUCUUAAAACAGUGCCUGUAGUGAGUAGCUUAGGUUCCUAAAACUAAGACAUCUCCAUACGAAUAAUUUAAUUACAUUGAAUUGAAUACAAUAAUUUUGUUGCGUUGUUUUA
Vanessa tameamea is the source of this 3448-nucleotide messenger RNA. Its product is annotated as transmembrane channel-like protein 7. Lineage: Eukaryota; Metazoa; Arthropoda; Insecta; Lepidoptera; Nymphalidae. Gene Ontology annotation, molecular function: mechanosensitive monoatomic ion channel activity. Bases 229 to 2598 code for a protein of 789 amino acids. The transcript has 5 exons. The record is from RefSeq and is a predicted model, not a curated record. Gene Ontology annotation, cellular component: plasma membrane.